Messenger RNA from Cannabis sativa, 2841 nucleotides. RefSeq lists its product as uncharacterized. The coding region runs from base 1 to 2841 and encodes 946 amino acids. The record is from RefSeq and is a predicted model, not a curated record. Lineage: Eukaryota; Viridiplantae; Streptophyta; Magnoliopsida; Rosales; Cannabaceae. The transcript is spliced from 6 exons.
AUGGAUAAAAGUUGGAUAUGGUCUAAUAACAAAUUAUCAGAAGAAUAUACCAACGGGGUUAGUACUUUUAUUAACCUCGCACGUAGUCACUUGAAUGAUGAGAAUAAAACUCCUUGUCCUUGUACCGAUUGUGUGAACUUCUACUAUCAUGAAUUAGAAACAGUAGAGCGACACUUAUGGGUCAAUGGUUUUUCUAAAUCUUAUACAAACUGGGUAUAUCACGGCGAGGACGAAACUGCUUCAAGCUUCAAUAUUGAUGAUUUAGAGUCAGACAUAAAUGAAGACAACGAAGAUUCUGAGGAGGAGGAUGAUGAAAUGUUUGACGUUAUUGAAGAUAUUACUGGAGGAGUGCUUAAUAAAAUGAGUGACAAAUGUUUCGAUAUGAUACUUGAAUUACUUUGUCAAGCUUUUCCGACUGAUCAUAAGCUGCCAAAGUCUCAUUACGAAGCUAAGCGAAUGUUACGCACUCUUGGAUUGGGUUAUGAGACAAUUCAUGUAUGUAAAAAUGAUUGUACUCUAUUUUGGAAAGAAUAUAAAGAUGCUACAGAAUGCCCUACUUGUGGAUUUUCAAGGUACAAACAUAAAGGAAAGAAGAAAAAGAAUGUACCGGUGAAAAAAAUGCAUUACUUUCCAAUUACUCCACGUCUACAAAGACUUUUUAUGUCACGACAUACGUCAGAUGAAAUGAGGUGGCACAAAGAAAAGCGUGUAAAUACUGAAGGUGUACUUAGACAUCCUGCAGAUGGAGAAGCUUGGAAAGAAUUCGAUAAACAAUUUCCAGAAUUUGCAAAAGACCCCAGAAAUGUCAGAUUGGGACUUGCAACCAAUGGAUUUAAUCCAUUUGGAAACAUGAGCACAAGCUAUAGCAUAUGGCCUGUUGUAUUAGUGCCUUAUAACAUGCCCCCCUGGAAAUGUAUGAAAGAAAAUAAUUUCAUAAUGGCAUUAUUAACUCCUGGUCCCAACUCUCCAGGUAAAGACAUUGAUGUUUACUUACGACCCCUAAUUGAUGAGCUAAAACAAUUAUGGGAGGAAGGGGUAACAACAUAUGAUGUAUCAAAUAAAAAAGAAUUUAUAAUGCGUGCUGCAAUAUUGUGGACGAUAAAUGAUUUUCCAGCUUAUGGUACAAUAUCUGGAUGGAGCACAAAAGGUUACAAGGCAUGUCCUAUUUGUAAUGUGGAUGCUUUUUCGUUUCCCAUAUUAAGUAAAAUUAGUUAUAUGGGGCAUCGUCGUUUUUUGCCAUUAGAUCAUCCAUGGCGAAAAGAUAAACGCUACGAUGGUAAAAUUGAAAGUCGUCCUCCUCCUAAAAUAUUAUCAGAGGAAGAUAUCUUAAAACAAUUGGAAAAAGUUGAUCAGUUCAUUCCAGGAAAAAUACCUAAAGACGAUAAUGGAAAAUUGUUAGAAGAAGUCGUGCAAAGGAGAAAAAGAUUAAAGGUUGAUGUGAAUGGUGGAAGAACCCAAAAGAAUAAACCUAUUUGGAGUCGAAAAUGUAUUUUUUGGGAGUUAGAAUACUGGUCAAAAUUAAAGUUGAGACACAAUUUAGAUGUGAUGCAUAUUGAAAAGAAUAUUUGUGAAAGUAUCUACGGUACAAUGUUAUGCAUAGAUAAGAAGUCAAAGGAUACUGAAAAGGCCAGACUUGACUUACAAAGGAUGAACCUACGCAAAGAAUUACACUUGAAGAAACAAGGAGAUAAAUGGUUUAAACCACAAGCAUGUUACACAUUGCCAUUAGUUGACCAGAGAAAAUUUUGUACGUGGUUAGGGUCGGUCAAAUUUCCAGAUGGGUAUGCCGCAAACAUUUCAAGGAAUGUCAAUAUAAGUGAAGGUAAAAUUAUUGGCUUAAAAAGUCACGAUUGCCAUGUUUUGCUGCAAAGAUUAUUACCAGUUGGGUUGCGACCAUAUGUGAAAAAGGAUGUGAUACUUGCCAUUUUCGAGCUCUCAUUAUUUUUUCGAAAGUUGUGCGCAAAAACAUUAUACGUUGAAGACUUGGAUUCACUAGAGAAAGGAAUUGUAAAGUGCUUAUGUAAACUUGAAUCCAUUUUUCCUCCAGCUUUUUUUGAUGUCAUGAUCCACUUAGCAAAGGCACUUACCUUCGCAGGUUCUCUAAAAAAUUUAGUUAAGAAUAGAGCACGAUCAGAAGGUUCAAUUGCUGUAGGAUAUGUUGGUAAGGAGGCCUUAACUUUUUGUUCGAUGUAUCUUCACGGGAUUGAAACAAAAUUCAAUCGUCCAGAGCGUAAUUGGGAUCUCAGUGAGGUACAAAAUGAAUCAACGUUGUCUGUUUUUGAUCAACCUACAAGGUUAUUUGGUGGAAGGGAAUUUCGCAAUUUAGAACCUAAUGAGUAUAACAAGCUGCACUGCGAGCACAAAGCUUUAUUACAAUCUAAAGGCGUAGUAGACAUCAUUCGAACUCAAGAGUUGGAAUUUUCAUUUUGGUUCAAAGAAAAAAUAAAUGAAAAAUAUAAAUUAUCUCCUCAUCAAAUUACAAAAUCAGUCUUAGCUCUUGCAAGUAUGCCAGAUCAUCGAAUCUUCUCGUAUAAUGGAUGUAUAGUUAAUGGCGUGCGCUAUCAUACUGAAAUUUUGGACGUCGGACGAACCACUCAAAAUUACAGUGUUUGGGUUGAAGGUGAACAUGGUGGCAGAAGAACCUUAUAUUCUUGCCGACCAAGCAAAUCAGGUAUUAUAUUUGGAACAAAACUAGAUCUUCGUGAUGACAGGGGUUAUCUUGCUGAUCACAUGGGAGCCAACGCCAUAACAUCUGCUCAGGGGGAGGAGCUAAGGAAGCAAAUUGGUGCAUAUUUUCUUCGAUGGAAAAAGGUCGAUUUCAAUCGAUUAAAAAUACUAUAG